UUCAUUGGUCACAGACUUAUCAUCAGACUUUUAAUGUGAUGUUUUACUUAAAAAACAAUUUAAAGGGAUUGUGUUUGGGCCAACAUAGUGGUGUGACCGGAGGGCAACACCAUGCUAUAGACGGUUAAUUGUAGUUUAUUUGCAUGUAGCUCUCUGCUGUUCAACACUGGGCAUCGCCUGUUAGUGAUGCUUGAAGGGCUUUUAUUGCGAAAGCGGAAACGAAAUCUGGUGUUUGCCCGAUCGGCAAAGUUGUCUGGAAGGAGCAGGGAUGAGCCGCCGCAUAAAUACCUAAUGAUUUAUUUUGGUCAUUUACUGUUGUUCGUCAUGACACAACGCUUGAGUCCAUGGAAAGGAUAACACCCCUGAGAGCCAGAGUGCUUCAUGCUUUAGCAGAAGCAGAGAAACCAGAAGAGUGUUCAGAACCCAGCGUGAAUGAGAACAACAUGAGGCUUCCUCUAUGCCGGCCACCACACAGGCGUGGAUACAUGAUCACUGUGGUUUUAGGUUUGCUGUUAUUGGUGAUAUUCUUUCUACCACUGAUUUCAAAAACGACACACAAACCCCUGGAGUGGCAUGUCAGCCCUGAACACAAAAAGAAGGUGCACGAGCACGCACAAAGUGUGCUGGACAGUCAGUGUCGUCCCGGCAGCACUAGGCAGAGACUGUUAGCUCGACUUCCUGCUUCUAGUCACAGGACUCAGCCUUUCCUGUGGAAGAACAUGCCGCUCCCUGAUGAACUUUUCCAGUAUCCACCACCAUUUGGGUUCAAAGGUCAUCAGGGCAGAGUAGAGGACCUGCUAAAGCUGCUUCCAAACUCAGACGACACUUCACAGAUGAAGAAGACAGAACGUUGUCAGCGUUGCAUGGUUGUGGGAAAUGGAGGCAUUCUCAGAGGCCUGGAGCUUGGCCCACUAAUAAAUCAUUUUGACACCAUAAUCAGGCUAAAUAGUGGCCCUCUGGAAGGGUUCAGUGUUGACGUUGGAAAUCGAACCAGCAUCAGAAUGAGUUACCCAGAGGGCACGCCACACCCCUGGGUGGACAGAGACCCACACACUCUGUUUGUAGGUGUGACGUAUAAACGUGUAGACAUCAACUGGAUGUCUGCUAUGAUCAGCAAGAAUGCUGUGUCUCUGUGGGACCGACUUUUUUUCUGGAAGAGCAUUCCAGAUCAGGUCCCCGUUAAGCCCCACAGGUUCCGGCUUCUAAACCCACAGGUCAUCGAAGAGACUGCAUUUUAUCUACUGAAAUACCCUGCACCCACAUCACGUCUGUGGGGCAGUGACCAGUUUAGUGACAGGCCAUCAGCCGCCUCCCCUCUGCCAUUUUUCCACUGUGUGUGGUGCCCGUUGCAGAGUCUGACAGGCAGUCAGGGAAGAAAGGUGUGCAUGCAGUGUGUUUUUCUUUUCAAUACCUGUAAUAAGAAAAUGUCCAUGUUAUGAUAGCCAUCAAUUUUCAUACCAUGGCUUACUGUGAAACCGGUAUACUACUGCAGCCCUACUUGCUGGUUUAGAGACGAAACAGGGACUUCAGUGAUGAAGAUAUUUCUGCAGGUCUGUGUCCUGCUUGGUCAACAGUUGUUUGAUAAACUGCCAGUCUCCAUUACUGGCUGAGGAGUGAUCCUUCACAUCAUCAUUUGGGAGGUGACAGUGGUGCGGUGGUCGUCUUCGCCUGCAGUCCACAUGUCGAAGUGUCCUUGGGCAAGACACUGAACCCCCCCAGUGCCCGUGAUGGUGGCGUGUAUGCAGGCAGCGGCCCGGGGCCCUCGGCUCCAAACAUAAUUUUGUUGUACGUGUCACAAUGUUACAGUGACAAUAACUAAAAGCUUCUUCCUCUGCUCAGCUGACUGCAUGUGGGAGGGGGUACAGGGGGUUUGCUGGGCAAAGUACCGGGCUUACUGCUUGUUGGGUUCCGAUAGUGGGAACACACCAUCAGUCUCUGUGCUGUCACAACUGACAAACAUUAUGCAACUUCUAAAUUAAUUAAUUAAUAUCCAUGACACUUGAUAAUUAAGAAAAAUAAAUAAAAACAUAGAUAAAUGUCAGAUUACUUUACAUACAGUAUAUUCUCAUCUACCGAGGUGCUGUCUUUGUUUUUUCUUUUACUGCAGCCCUGUGAACUCUAAAACCUCAUAGUGUGAUUAUCUUGGCCAGAUCCGUCUUAUAUAAUGAAAUGGAUUUGAACAAGAUAACCAGAAGAUAUAUAUGGAAAUGUUAAGACAAAUUUAAAGUUAGUGUGUGGUGGUGCACCCCACCCCACCCCCCACCCUACCCAUGACAAAAUGCAGCUUCCCUUCACAUGCACUGGGGCUCCCUCUUGUUGUUGGUUUUGGAUAUUGCAAUACUGGCAGUAAUCAAACCAGUGUUACCAUUUGUAGUCCCCAUUGUAAUUAUGAACUUCCAGCUAAACAUUAUCUGAACUCAUAUUGAAGAUUUAAAGACUGAGCCCAGGGGAGCCAUUAAUAGAAGAAUUAAGAUCAUUCUUGUCUUCUGAUACAGCACAUUUAUUUCCUGGGGUUUAGCAUAUACUGUACCACCUUGAGUGAGACUGACUUUUAUAUUUUACAUUUUAUAUCAUGGGU
Messenger RNA from Monopterus albus (swamp eel), 2578 nucleotides. It is a transcript of the gene st3gal5, whose product is annotated as ST3 beta-galactoside alpha-2,3-sialyltransferase 5. Lineage: Eukaryota; Metazoa; Chordata; Actinopteri; Synbranchiformes; Synbranchidae. The coding region runs from base 345 to 1439 and encodes 364 amino acids. Gene Ontology annotation, molecular function: lactosylceramide alpha-2,3-sialyltransferase activity. The transcript has 8 exons. The record is from RefSeq and is a predicted model, not a curated record.